AUGGAAAACAUAGAAUUUGUAAUGGAUAAUUUUGUUAUCCACGGCCAUCAACCAUGCCAAAGUCACGAAGCAAAGUACCUAUGUAUCGAUAAUAUUUACGAAAAACUCCAACGGCCAAAUUACUACGACAUUGGUGGGACAUAUAGCCAAGAAUCACCGGACUAUUGGUUUGUGUGCAAAACUGAGCUGAUUGGUGAAAUAUUCCUCAUCCACAUAUUUGUUUUGGUGAUAUGCUUAUGGGGGAGACAAUUGUAUAUAGCUAUAUCUUUUACCAAUAAGAAAGAGGAAGAAAACGAUGAAGGCAUACUUGACUUCAGUUCAUUACUAGACGAUCCAGUAGUGGCUGAUUUUACUGUAGAAAGUGAAGAUGGUGCUACAUUUCGGGUUCACAAAGUAUUGUUAAUGGCUCACAGUGAAGUUUUUAGAGCCAUGCUCAAAGAAGACACAGCUGAGAGUAAAAAUAAUCAUGUUAAAUUGGUGGAUGUUAGCAAGGAUGAUUUGCAUCACUUACUCACUUAUAUAUACUCUGGCACUUUAAAGAAUAUAGAAAAUAUAAAUUUCUUCAACAUGCUUAUACUAGCUGACCGAUUUAAUUUAGUGGGAUUAAGGGAACUCUCUGAACAUGCACUGAUACAGCAAAUAGCAAUAGAUAAUGCAUUGGAAAUGUUAGCAGUUGCUGAUUCAUAUAAUUCACCAUCUUUGAAAACCGCGUCAUUAGUAUUUAUUAAGAAAAAUAAAUCAACUCUGCAAAAUACCAUCUUUGAUGAACUUGAUAAUGCUGAAUUGAUAAGAGAAUUGUGCAAGUUUUUAGUUGCUUAA
Molecule: messenger RNA, 819 nt
Organism: Leptosia nina
Lineage: Eukaryota; Metazoa; Arthropoda; Insecta; Lepidoptera; Pieridae
Source: the annotation of a GenBank genome assembly